This is a messenger RNA of Agrilus planipennis (emerald ash borer), 638 nucleotides long. RefSeq names its product trafficking protein particle complex subunit 1 (gene Bet5). Gene Ontology annotation, cellular component: TRAPP complex. The transcript is spliced from 3 exons. The record is from RefSeq and is a predicted model, not a curated record. The coding region runs from base 100 to 537 and encodes 145 amino acids. NCBI's taxonomy places the organism in Eukaryota, Metazoa, Arthropoda, Insecta, Coleoptera, Buprestidae. Gene Ontology annotation, biological process: endoplasmic reticulum to Golgi vesicle-mediated transport.
CAAACUAGACCAUAACCUUAAUUUAAACUGACUUGUAAACAUUAAAUAAAAGGUGAUUAAGUAAUGUUUUAAGCGUUUAAAAGUUAAAACUAGAUAAAAAUGACUAUUUAUAAUUUGUAUAUAUUCGAUCGUAAUGGGACGUUGUUGUUUUACCAUGAAUGGAAUCGAUUAAAGCAAUCAGGAAUGACGAGACCAGAGGAAGGAAAACUAAUGUAUGGAAUGCUUUUUUCAAUUAAAUCGUUUGUCAGUAAAAUUUCCCCAUUAGAUAUUAAAGAAGGUUUUCUCUGUUACAAAACAUCAAAAUAUGCACUAAACUUUUUGGAAACUCCUUCUGGUAUUAAAUUCGUAUUAAAUACGGAUACAAAUACCCAUGGAGUUAGAGAAUUGAUACAGGAAAUAUAUAAUAAAGUUUAUGUGGAGUAUGUUGUUAAAAACGCUUUAUGCAAGUUGUCUGAACCAAUACUAUCAGAAUUGUUUAAAACUAAAUUGGAUGCUUUUGUGAAGCAGUCUUCUAUUUUCCUUGCAAAAACCAUAUGAAAGUAAUAUCCACCAAUUUUAAGCCAAACUUUUGUAAAUGUAUUAUUUGUUUAUUAUUUAUUUACAUUGUGCAAAUACCUGUUGAAUUUUUUUAUAAUAAA